CCGUCUCCCUGGUGAUGCCGAAUCCACAGAGUUCCGGCCAAGACCCUGAAGGGGGUUCUGCCUUUUCAAAGGGAUGCUGUUGAGCUGCAACCACAGAGGGAAGAAAGAUGGAAAGAAAAGCUUUUGCAGACAGGAACUAGCUUCAUGGAAGCCUUGAAAACUUUGCCUCGCUGCACGCCAUGUCUGAAAGUUCCUCAGGUCUGAACAACACCAGCUGUCUUAGAUUCAGUGCCUCCUAUUCAUCCCCCUGUUCUGACCUCAGUGAUCCCGAAAUCCCUUUGCCGGUGCUAUCAUCAAGGAACAGAGAACUCCUCCAGCAGAGCCGCGAUUCCGGCAUUGCCUCUCCACUUCCAUCAGAUUCAUUCAAAUAUCUCACCUGGCACGAAUUAGAAGAGCACGAUGUUCAAGGGAGUCAAAUCCGCUGCCCCCGAGUGAGAGAAGGACCUUCUGCCGAAGACUGUUUUUUCAGAAGAAAACAUCACGUUCACUAUGGGAAAAAGCAGGCAACGGAGAAAGAGAAGUGGGAAAAAAGGUUGCAAGAGAAUUGGGAGGACUGUCUGAGUUUAAAUCUUUCAUAUCAGGAUCUGGGUGACCUUUAUCAGGUGGAAAAUUUUAAAAGGAUUCUCCGGCGAUUGAUUCGAGUGGAGAGGCUUUGGUUGGUAGACAACUUCUUGACGGAUCUAAGUGCCAUAUGCUUGCCAAGAUGCAAAGAACUGAAACUCAACAAAAAUCAUUUUACAUCCUUCAAACAGCUGCCAAAGGUACCCGAGAUUCGACAUCUGUCCCUAGAAGAGAACAAUAUUGAAACUCUACAUGGGCUAUCAGGCCUCAGACACACUCCACUAGAAUCUCUUGUUCUCAAGAGGAACCCCUGUGAGUUUCAUGAAAACUACAGGCAGCUCGUGUUCUCCAAAUUGCCAAACUUGAAGAUGCUGGAUGGAAUCCUGAAAUUGCCAGAGGAUUAUCCUCCACCAGUAACCAGUUUUCUGUCUAAAAUGUGUACCAUACUAUAGCAUUCCUUUUUGUGAUGGGAUU
This is a messenger RNA of Eublepharis macularius, 1035 nucleotides long. RefSeq lists its product as uncharacterized. The transcript has 7 exons. The record is from RefSeq and is a predicted model, not a curated record. NCBI's taxonomy places the organism in Eukaryota, Metazoa, Chordata, Lepidosauria, Squamata, Eublepharidae. Bases 180 to 1013 code for a protein of 277 amino acids. Gene Ontology annotation, molecular function: protein binding.